Molecule: messenger RNA, 1163 nt
Organism: Chara braunii
Lineage: Eukaryota; Viridiplantae; Streptophyta; Charophyceae; Charales; Characeae
Source: the annotation of a GenBank genome assembly
UCUAUUGAGUGAAGUCUGGCCAUGGCGCUGCACGGCUAUAGACCAGGCUACUGGUACCUCCAGACACGCUGGAAGCCCAUGUCUGGAGAAGGGCCCUGGAUUAUGGUGAUGCUCAGUUACGAUGGGGGAGACGAACUGAGACUAAAGAUUAAUGUGGAGGGGGCUAAGGAGGAGGAAAUGAGAACUAACCCGAAGUUGCAAGAUGCUAUGACGGAAGCCAAGGGUCGGGCUGAGCGACGCUGCAGGAGAGACAGGGUGACAACGAGGAUGCAAGUAAUGGUCGCUUAUCAUGAGACUGAGACCUCAGCAGACACGGUGGACCGAGAACAGGCUCACCUGGACAGGGACUCAGGGGGAGAGAGUGAGAUGAGCAAGGCUGGAGACCGGGAGACCGAUCUUCAAUCCUGGAACAGGCCGGACCAGAUGACGAGAGAGGCGACUGCGACGACAGAGGUGAUGGCGGAGGUGGCAGUAACGGGGGAGGUGACGGUAAGGGGGGAGGUGAUGGCAGAGGUGGGGGCGACGACAGAGGUCGCGGAGGACUUGGCGGCGACGAGGGAGGUGACGACAGAGGCCACGGAGGAGGUAGCGGUGAUGACGGAGAUGAUGACAGAGGUCACGGAGGAGGUGGCGACGACGAGGGAGGCAACAAUAGAGAUCACGGAGGGGGUGGCGGCGACGAAGGAGGUGACGACAGAGGUCACGGAGGAGGUGGCGAGGACGAAGGAGGUGAUGACAGAGGUCACAGAGGAGGUGGUGAGGACGAAGGAGGCGACGACAGGGAUCACGAAGGGGGUGACGACAACGAGGAAGCUCAUGGCAGAAGUGGCUAUGAGGAUCAUAAGGGCGACGAUCUUGUGCGUGGUUGUGGCUUCGUCUUGAAGCGGUUAAGACACAGGGGCAAACAAGAUAACAACAUCGGAUCUCGUGUGUGCAGAUGUCAAACAGGAUAACAACAUCGGAUCUCGUGUGUGCAGAUGUCGUAUUCAGACUCUUCACGAUGUGACCGUCACGAAGGUGAGUGUCGUGCAUCACGAGCAGGUUGUUGUGUCUGAGGACUCCAUGAGCGACACGGCGGACUUGGACACAUUCGUUGUGAUGUUGACCUGAGGGCGCGGAGCAUCAACCCGGUUUCAUUGAGGUGCCGAGUCUGCCGACCACGU